CCGAAAAUCCUCUGAUCGUUUCGCUUGGCUCAUAACCGGAAAAGCUCACACGGCCAUAUCGAGUUCCCCGUUUAACACCAGUCGACCAUGUUGCCGUCCGCUCUUCGCUCUGCCAAGUCGUUGCAGCGCGUGGCCUGCAACUCGCGGGCCUUCGCUGCCGCAGCCAAACCCUUCAACGCCGACUCGUACGAGCAGAAAUACCUUGCCAAGACGUACAAUUCCAAUGGCGUUCGUGGCGAGCCUGGCCUCGUGUUCACACACGGUAAAGGCAGCAAACUGUACGACGAGCAGGGCCGCGAGUUCCUGGACUUUUACGCCGGCAUCGCCGUCUCCGGUCUUGGCCACGGCGACGAGGACUGGUACAAUAGUCUCGUGGAAAAUGGCAAAAAGGUGACGCACGUGAGCAACUUGUUCCACUCCAAGGCUCCCCUGGAGCUGGCCAAGAACCUGGUAGACAACUCGCGCUUCGACAAGGUUUUCUUCGCCAAUUCGGGCACUGAAGCCAACGAGGGCGCGUACAAGUUCGCUCGUCUGUACGCCAACCGCGUCUCCCAGGGAACGCCUUUGGAAGGUAAGAAAUUCGAGUUCAUCUCGUUCAAGCACGGAUUCCACGGCCGUACGGCUGCAGCGCUUACACUGACCCACAAGCCUAAGAUCCGUGAAGCUUUCAUGCCUCUGGUGCCUGGCGUCCACUACGCCGAAUUCAACGACAUUGAAAGCGUCAAGAAGCUCAUUUCGGACAAAACCGCGGGUGUUUUCAUUGAACCCAUGCAAGGUGAGGGUGGUCUGUACCCCGCCGACCCGGAAUUUAUGCGCGAACUGCGUGCUCUGUGCGAUAAGCACGACGCUUUGCUCAUUACGGACGAAGUGCAGUGUGGUCUGGGCCGUACGGGCAAGUUGUUCGCACACGAACUGUACGACGUGACACCCGACAUCAUGACGCUGGCUAAGCCGCUGGCUGGCGGUCUGCCUAUUGGCGCUGUGCUCAUGUCCAAUAAGGUGGCGUCGGGUAUCACCCCUGGCCAGCACGGUACGACGUUCGGUGGCAAUCCGUUGGUGUGUGCUGUGGCCAACACAGUGCUGACCAAGAUCAUGGACGAGGAUUUCUUGGAGAACGUGCAAAAGCGUGGCAAAUACCUGGCUGACGGACUGGAAAAGUUGCAGCAGAAGUUCCCGGAUCAGGUCGUGGAUAUCCGUAAACCGAUCGGCAAGGGCGGACUGUUCGUUGCUAUUGAAUGCAACAAGCCCGUGGGUCCACUUAUCGAGUACGCGCUGUCCAAGCAGGUGCUCAUUAUCUCCGCCGGUGAAAAGUAAGUUUUUUUUAUUUUUUUUAUUGCAAUGUCUAAUAUUUUUUUAUUUUUUUGUAGCACGAUUCGUCUGUGUCCGCCACUUGUUGUGGACGAGAAGGACAUCGAUAAACUUCUCGAAGUCUUUGAGAAGGCGUUCGAGGAGGACGUCCUGUAAAGUGCCACAGCCUCAGUAUAAACCAGGUCGAAUCGUCUUGACUUUAAAAAAAAUUGAUCACGAUCAAUUGGUAGCAGUCUAACUGUUUCUAUUAUCUCGGUUUACCGUCCCCAGAGUUCCAAUAGUGUGCGUUGAGCUCGCUUGGGUUGGACUGAGGAUUUCGCUUUGCGUCGAAGUUUAAUUCGCUUUGGUUGGGAAUGGGAAUCUUGAGUUUGUUGCGGUUGUUGUGCAGUGGGGAUCUCAUGGACAGGAUGCAGACGAGGCUCCGAGUUGCGUCUUGUGACUUGAGGAGAAGCGCGUUGCUUGUCUGGCAAGGUUACUCUCUGGCGUCUUGGAGAUAAAGGACGACUCGGUCGCUUGCUACUUCGUACGCGGUACGCAUAUCCGUCUGGUUGAUCAGUAAAUUCGUUCCAGUUUGUCCAUUCCGUUCUCCCGUCUGAGGAAUCGUCUGACGCUAGCUGUAGUUCAAAUUGUGCAGUUUUAUCACUAGUUUCUUGUCCACAAACCUGCCAGCAGCGGACUGUGCCAUCAUCCGAACAGGAUGCAAGUUGCGUGAAGUCCUGGGAACUCCAAGCGACUCCGUUUACCUCGUUUGUAUGGCCUUUCAAUGCAAAACAUGGCAUGCGUUGCUGAACACCCAGAGUAGAGUAUGAAGACGAUAGAGUCGCGUCGUGCGAAGCACUUAAGCGUGCGUCCCAGACGUACACUACGCCGUCUGCGGAUGAGCCGGCGAUGAAGUUUCCUUCGGGACUGAAAGCAGCUUUGCAGUAGAAUGAACUCGCUUGAUGUCCUGCACAGCGGAGACCUGUUCGAGCUUGCUGUUGUCCGAAAUCAACCACAGCAAUGGAGUCAUUCAGUACGUUAACAAGAAGGUGAGACGUACUUCCAGUCCCUCGUUGGCAAAGAGCUAACGAUGAAAUACCACGACGUGCUCCCUCACGACUUGAGCACGAGAUCUCACGAAUCGGUGUCGGUACUUUAGCUGUCGCUUUCUUCUUCCCAUUGUUCAGACGGCGGAGGUCCCAGAACUUUACGACUGCAUCCACAGCACCGGCUGUGAUGAUCUCGUUUCCUGUUGAACUAAACUCCACGCACGUGACACUGCGUGGCGAAGGUGACGUCGACGAGGCAGCUGUUGUUCGGCGUCUCCUUUUCUGGAUGGGCGACGUGAAGCUUACGUUAGGUGAAGAGGUUCUUGAUGGCGAAGGCUCUGCAUGUACAUUAUCUAGCGAAGAUAUAGGCUUCCCAGCCGCGCGAGUAUCCCAGAGUAACACUCUCCCAUCGCGUCCACCUGAAGCAAACACGUGAGCAUUAUCUGGCGCUUGACGCACACACUUGACACUCAUAUCGUGUCCUCUAAGCGUUGAUACAGGAGAGGCAGAGCGCACUCCUGCAGUCUGUACGUCCCAGAUUCUAAUCUCCAAGUCUCCUGCUGCUGUUAAUACCUGCGUGUCGUCUUGCGUCCAAAUUACGUCGAAUACGGCGUUGUGAUGCGCCAACCAGCGGCUUUUCCGGCGUCCUGCGGCCACAUCUACGAUCCCUACGGCCCCCUCUUCGUCCACAGCCACAAGGAAUUUCUUAGUAUGAGCGUAGUCGACUUGGAAGAUAGGCCCCGAGGGCAAAUAGCCUGUGGUUUGGCCAUUAAUAGGAGCUUCAGGCCCGUCUCCGAGUGCCAGGACACGUUGCGCAGGGCUGUGUAGUGACGCCAAUAGCGCCCGUUGGACCGAGCUGUGUUGUAGAGAGAUGGACGAGACGUUGGCACUAAUGGGAGGCGCAUCGUUGAGGCGCUUGGUAGGGCGAUGUCGUCCCCCCAAGGCGCCGAGUUGCAGCCUCGCUAGCUGCUGCGCGAGGUUCGCCAUUUGUAGCCUUAUCCAGUCAUGAAAAUGACUUGGUGUUUGUAUCCUGCCUAAUGAGAUGAAGUUUAAUGUGCUGAAAUGAUAGCAUGUUUUGAUGUGCCACA
Phytophthora nicotianae INRA-310 is the source of this 3424-nucleotide messenger RNA. RefSeq lists its product as hypothetical. Gene Ontology annotation, molecular function: identical protein binding; transaminase activity; pyridoxal phosphate binding. Gene Ontology annotation, biological process: arginine metabolic process. The record is from RefSeq and is a predicted model, not a curated record. The coding region runs from base 88 to 1314 and encodes 408 amino acids. The transcript has 2 exons. Lineage: Eukaryota; Oomycota; Peronosporomycetes; Peronosporales; Peronosporaceae.